AUGAAGAUCUCACUACUUCUCUUACUCAUUUUCUCGUUUCUUUUAUCAUUUUCCUCCGCCGAGCAAUGUGGUCGACAAGCUGGAGGUGCACUCUGCCCCAACGGCCUAUGCUGCAGCGAGUACGGAUGGUGCGGUAGUACUGAACCUUACUGUAAGCUGCCUGGCUGCCAAAGCCAAUGCACUCCUCCUAGUCCUCCUCCUCCUCUUGCUCCUCCUCUUCCUGAUCCCACCGGCGGUCUAACUGAUAUCAUUUCAAGAUCUCAGUUCGAUGAAAUGCUUAAACAUAGGAACGAUGACGCUUGUCCCGCUAGAGGUUUCUACACUUACAAUUCAUUUAUCAUCGCCGCUAAAACUUUCCCCAGCUUCGCCAACACCGGAGACACUGACGCAAGGAAGAGAGAGCUCGCUGCCUUCUUUGGUCAGACGUCCCACGAAACCACAGCACCAGACGGACCAUAUGCAUGGGGCUACUGUUUCGAUGAAGAGGUGAAUCCUUCUUCAGACUACUGUUCACCGAGUCCCACGUGGCCAUGCACACCUGGCAAACGUUACUACGGAAGAGGACCAAUGCAGCUGUCGUGGAACUACAACUACGGACAAUGUGGAGCAGUCCUUGGUUUCGACUUACUCAACAACCCUGACCUUGUCACCAGAAACUCAGUGCUGACUUUCGAAACCGCAAUUUGGUUCUGGAUGACUCCUCAGUCUCCUAAACCGUCGUGCCACGCUGUUAUAAACGGUCAAUGGCAGCCUUCAGAGGCCGACAUUGCUGCCGGGAGAUUACCUGGUUACGGUGUCACCACGAAUAUCAUAAACGGUGGGUUGGAAUGUGGACAUGGCCCAGAUGCAAGAGUCCUUGAUAGGAUUGGGUUUUAUCUGAGGUACUGUGAGAUCCUUGGAGUGAGUCCUGGAGAUAACCUUGAUUGUUACAACCAAAGGUCAUUUGCUUCUGUUAACUCCUUCCUCAAUGCUGCUAUGUAA
Eruca vesicaria subsp. sativa (arugula) is the source of this 981-nucleotide messenger RNA. Lineage: Eukaryota; Viridiplantae; Streptophyta; Magnoliopsida; Brassicales; Brassicaceae. The record is from the annotation of a GenBank genome assembly.